Messenger RNA from Pocillopora verrucosa, 1055 nucleotides. The record is from RefSeq and is a predicted model, not a curated record. NCBI's taxonomy places the organism in Eukaryota, Metazoa, Cnidaria, Anthozoa, Scleractinia, Pocilloporidae.
AGUCGAGAUAAGCUUGGAUAGUUGUACCCCUUUGUGACGAUACGGUGAAGAUGAACUUUCUUGGUUUUGCUUUCACCUUGGUGUUGCUUGUGGCAGUUCAGCUAACCACUUUUACAUGGGCCGCAACGAAUGUGACAAAAACCUCAGGAAAAGAUUACGAUGAGCAAGGAAAACACCUGAAUGAACAACCAGUACGUCGCAAGUUAUCAGCAUGCAAUCUUAACACAUUCUCGUUGCAUAAUGAGAGACCAAUCUUUCAUGAGCAGCAAGGUGUCACCCUUCCCCUCUGCCAAGGCGAGUAUUAUGCCACUCUCCACGAUAAUAAUUUGGGAAUUGCACGUUACUCACUCUACAAGAUUACCUCCGAACAAGCCACGGCAACCCAAGUACCAAGACCUGCAGGUGACCCAUGGCAACCGAAUCAGACGCCAGGUAAGUUAAUUAGGAUUCAUCAAGGAAGCAAUGCAUUGUAUCGGGACCAACCAAUCCAGGGUAGAUACGAGAGAGGCCACCUCGUUCCUGUUGAUAUCUUACGUUACAGCACUGGAAGUGCUCUUGCCACUUUCACCUUCACCAACUCCGUGCCGCAAAUUGCAGGUUUCAACAAAGGUCAGUGGGGAAAGUACGAACGGAAAAUAAAGAAAUAUGCCCAGCAAACUUGUUCUUCGGAAGGCGGAACUCUUUUCCUAAUCACCGGCAUAUCAUCGGUUUCAUUUAGCAGAACAGGUAGUCAUCCAGUUAAAACAAUAGUCAAGAGGGUGGAGCCUAUGAGGUGGUUCCACAACGACGUGGAUGUAAACCAAAAGAUCGCAAUUCCAAACUCAAUAUGGACAGUAGGCUGUUGUUUGAACUUGGAUAACGAAGUUGUGGGAGCUUUUGGUGUAAUGGGUCAUAAUUCUUUUGAAAAAAGGAUCUUAAAUGUAAUUUUGAUGUCCUCACAAACCGUCAAAUCUGUUGAAAACACCCUUCGAUUAGAAGAUCCAACAAUUGACUUGUUUCCUUUAGGCUCAGACUGCUAUGACCAAGAAAAAAACGUUAAAUUGAAUGAAAUAUGA